Messenger RNA from Medioppia subpectinata, 546 nucleotides. The record is from the annotation of a GenBank genome assembly. Lineage: Eukaryota; Metazoa; Arthropoda; Arachnida; Sarcoptiformes; Oppiidae.
UUGACUAACCCUCAGGACGAGAUGAUCAAAAAGCUAGUCUACUUCCAGGAGGAGUUCGAGUCUCCCUCUGAGGAUGACGUCAAGAAAAUUACUCCCUUUCCGUUGGGAGAGAGCGAAUCCGAUAGUCUGAAAAGGUUCCAACACGUGACCGAAAUGACUAUUUUAACCGUACAAUUAAUCGUUGAGUUCUCUAAACGAGUGCCCGGUUUUGACACACUCUUAAGGGAGGAUCAGAUCACUCUCUUGAAGGCGUGUUCGAGUGAAGUGAUGAUGUUGAGGUGUUCCCGCAAAUACGACAUUAAGACGGACUCCAUAGUGUACGCCAAUAACCAGCCCUACACCAGAGAGAACUACCGAAGCGCUAGUGUUGGCGACUCAGCCGACGCUCUGUUUAAUUUUUGUCGAUCGAUGUGUAUUCUCAAAGUAGACAACGCAGAGUACGCUCUUCUAACCGCUAUUGUCAUCUUCAGUGAGAGACCGUCUCUAUUAGAGCCGAAGAAAGUGGAGAAGAUUCAGGAGUUCUAUAUCGACACAUUGAAAGCAUAC